Messenger RNA from Megalops cyprinoides (Indo-Pacific tarpon), 3831 nucleotides. RefSeq names its product PRP40 pre-mRNA processing factor 40 homolog A (gene prpf40a). The transcript has 27 exons. Lineage: Eukaryota; Metazoa; Chordata; Actinopteri; Elopiformes; Megalopidae. Gene Ontology annotation, cellular component: U2-type prespliceosome; U1 snRNP. The coding region runs from base 41 to 2794 and encodes 917 amino acids. Gene Ontology annotation, biological process: mRNA cis splicing, via spliceosome. Gene Ontology annotation, molecular function: RNA binding; protein binding. The record is from RefSeq and is a predicted model, not a curated record.
UACGAGGUGCAGACGGCGGGUCACAGCACAUUCUAUCAACAUGUCUUCGACAGAUGGUAGUAAUGGGCCAAACCAAGCUGCACCUUUCCCAGGAGUCCCGCCUUCGGGGAUGCCGCCGCCCUUCAUGGGCCCGCCUGGGAUGCCACCUCAUUUCCCACCCAUGGGGAUGCCACCGAUAGGACAGAGGCCUCCGAACAUGGCGCCCAUGCCCCCAGCGAUGAUGCCGCCCAUGAUGCCACCAAUGGGCGGGCCUCCAAUGGGACAGAUGCCAGGCAUGAUGCCACCGAUGAUGCCCGGGAUGAUGAUGCCACCCCGUAUGCCAGCUGCGCCGAUGCAGCCGACAGGGCCGCCUGGUGUAAGCCCAGUGGAUACUGCUGCCUCAUCUGGAACAUUGAUGAGCACCACAGCAAGCAGCUCUCCCCAAGAUGACCAACCAAAGAAGAAAUCCGUAUGGACGGAGCACAAGUCUGUGGAUGGGAAGACGUACUACUACAACACAGAAACCAAGCAGUCCACCUGGGAGAAGCCAGACGACCUCAAAUCGCCUGCAGAGCAACUGUUGUCAAAAUGUCCAUGGAAGGAGUACAAGUCAGACACAGGAAAGCCCUACUACUACAACUCUCAGACCAAGGAGUCUCGCUGGACCAAACCCAAGGAGCUGGAAGAUCUGGAAGCGAUGAUAAAAGCUGAAGAAAUUGGAACGCCCGAUGCCGCGGCUGCGGCUGCCGCCGCCGCUGCUGCUGCUGCCGCUGCUGCCGCCGCCGCUGCUGCUGCUGCCGCUGUCACCUCCGUCGCCACGACCGCCCCCCAGGUGGAGAGCACCGUUGCCAUGACGACGGUGGCGGAGGCCGAGACCACCGUCCCCGCCGUCGUGGAGGAGCAGCAGCUGGCCCAGGCGCCGGCGCAGGUGGCCGAGGUCGUGGCAGACACGCCCGUCAGCUCUGUGGAGGACACGCCCAGCAUCGAGACCCCGGCCAGUGAAGCCCCGAAGAAGGAAGAGAGGCCAGAGCUGGUGAAGAAGGUCUACAAAUGGAACACAAAAGAGGAGGCAAAGCAGGCCUUCAAGGAGCUCCUGAAGGAAAAGGGAGUGUCAUCCAAUGCCUCGUGGGAGCAAGCUAUGAAAAUGAUCAUCAACGACCCGCGCUACAGCGCGCUGCCUAAAUUAAGCGAAAAGAAGCAGGCGUUCAACGCGUACAAGGUUCAGACGGAGAAGGAAGAGAAGGAAGAGGCGAGGAUUAAGUACAAGGAGUCCAAAGAGAGAUAUCAGCGGUUCCUGGAAAAUCACGAGAAAAUGACUUCCACCACCAGAUACAAGAAAGCAGAGCAGAUGUUCGGAGAGUUGGAGGUGUGGAGCGUCGUUCCUGAGCGGGACCGCCUGGAGAUCUACGAGGAUGUCUUAUUUUACCUGGCCAAAAAGGAGAAGGAGCAAGCGAAACAGCUGAGGAAGAGGAACUGGGAGGCUCUGAAGAACAUCCUGGACAACAUGGCGAACGUGACGUACCGGACCACCUGGUCAGAGGCGCAGCAGUACCUGCUGGACAACCCCACCUUCGCUGAGGAUGAGGAGCUACAGAACAUGGAUAAGGAGGAUGCCCUGAUCUGCUUCGAGGAGCACAUCCGCACGCUGGAGAAGGAGGAGGAGGACGAGAAGCAGAAGUCCCUGCUGAGGGAGAGGCGCAGACACCGCAAGAACCGGGAGGCCUUCCAGAAAUUCCUGGACGAGCUCCACGACCACGGGCAGCUCCACUCCAUGUCGGCCUGGAUGGAGAUGUAUCCCACCAUCAGCUCCGACAUCCGCUUCGCCAACAUGCUGGGCCAGGCUGUUUAUGGUGUCUCUUCUGCAGGUUCCACCCCUCUGGACCUGUUCAAGUUCUACGUGGAGGACCUUAAGGCGCGUUACCAUGACGAGAAGAGAAUCAUAAAGGACAUCCUGAAGGACAAAGGCCUCACUGUGGAGGUCAACACUGCCUUUGAGGAGUUUGGCACUGCAAUCAGUUCAGAUAAAAGGGCCACGACGCUGGAUGCUGGCAACAUCAAGCUGGCCUUCAACAGCUUGCUGGAGAAGGCGGAGGCGCGGGAGAGAGAGAGGGAGAAGGAGGAAGCCAGGAAGAUGAAGAGGAAAGAGGCAGCCUUCAAGAGCAUGCUGAAGCAGGCCACCCCGCCCCUCGAACCCGACUCCACCUGGGAGGGCGUCCGGGAGAGGUUCCUGAAGGAAUCGGCCUUUGAGGACGUCACUCUGGAGUCUGAGAGGAAGAGGAUCUUCAAGGAUUUCAUUCAUGUUUUGGAGCACGAGUGUCAGCAUCAUCAUUCUAAGAACAAGAAACAUUCAAAGAAGUCCAAGAAGCACCACAGGAAGCGGUCUCGGUCCCGUUCGGGCUCGGAGUCUGAAGAUGACGACUACCAUUCAAAGAAAAAGAAGCGAUCGCAAUCUAAGUCCCCAUCAGAGCGCUCCUCCAGUGGUGAAUCUGAGAGAAGUUACAAGAAAUCCAAGAAGCACAAGAAGAAGGCAAAGAAGAGGCGACACAAAUCCGCUUCUCCCGAAUCCGAGGGCGAGAGGGACAAGAAGGGACGAGACCGCGACAGGGAGCGGGAGCGAGAGAAAGAAAAGGAGCGGGAGAAAGAGAAAGAGAACGACAGAUCCCGGGGGAAACCUCGCUCUGAGUCCAAGCAGAAGUCCCCCAAAAGAAAGUCUGGGAAAGAGGAGGACGGCUGGGACACGUCGGGCAGCGAGCUGAGUGAAGGAGAGCUGGAGAAGAGGAGGAGGACUCUCCUGGAGCAGCUGGACGCGCCCUGAAGCUGUCCCCCUCUCACCGUCUCCACAUGCGCCAACGUUCAGUCAUACUGCAUUCCCGUGUAACGCUGUGCCCUUCGAAGUGAGCCACACCGAGCAUGCCAGCCGCCCGAAGCCCUCGCCCCGCCCGGAGCGCAACCAAUCCACAAGCGCCUUUCCUGUUGCGGCAGAUGAGACGCACCUGCAUGCUUAGCUGUGGCCGCUUUCUGAGUCACCCUGGUUUGUUUGAAUGAACUUUUCUAAUUCCCAUUUUUGUAUUAAAAAAAGUAAAAUUCCCCAGAAGAGUGUUUUUUUUUUUUUUUUUUUUUUUUAGUUGUAGGCUAUGCACAUAGGUCAGUGAGGAAAAGGCGUUUCGAUCUGAAGUCCUGCAAAUGCACCCCUAAAGGUCUUUGAAAGAAUUCAGUAGACCAAUUUAGCAACACAGCACAUGCAGUCAAUGGGUCAGUCAAAGAUCCUCGCUAUGAUUGUCUAAUGUCUUUUAAAUGGAAUAUGACUGUAGUGAAACUAUGUCUGUUUGAGGUAACUACCGUGGUUCUUCACAGUACAUUUAGGCUCAGACAUUGAAAGCUGGUGUUUUUUUUUUUUCAAGUUGUAACUGAAUAGGGUUUGUUAUAUUGAUGGCCCCUAUUUGUUAUAAAUGCUACAAAAAAGUGGUUCUCUGCAUUGUUCGCUUUGAAAAAAAUGCUACAUAAAUUUUGGCCUACAUUGGAUGCUUAAGUUGCUGAACUAUCCAUUAAACCCUGGAUGGAUGAAAACAAUGUGCCACUGAUUUUAAAGAUUUGACACACAGCAGGGGACUGUGAUUAUUUCCAUUUCAAAUAGUGACAUCCUCUGAACAUAGUUCUGACAAUAAAAUACAACAUAACGCAUCUAAUGUUUUACUUUUUUAUUUUGAUGUAGAAUUUUUUUCCCUUUGGGGAGUCUGUGAGUGCGCAUCAGAGUAGCUGUAGCUGUUGAAACACUGAAAAAAGACAUUCUGGAUGGGCAUUUUUAAAUGUAAAUUUAAAAGCAACAUUGUGCGUAAAUAAACUGCGAAACGG